AUGACUUUCACCACCACACGAUCCACUGAUUCCUCCGAACCAGUAUCAUCAUCAUACACCAAUCAUGACCAAGAGGAUCCUCUUCAUUAUUUUAAAAUUGAUUUAUUUCAACCUGAAGUGCAAGAAUAUUUGGUACAAGUGAUGGAAUUGAAGGAGGAUGGAGGAGAGUGCUUGAAAAAGGCUUUACAGACACCUCCGAAUAUUUCAACAGUACGAGUGAAUAUGUUGCACUUUAGAAAAAAUUCAAUGGAUGAAAAGAAGAGUAAUGACGAAAUCAUGGAGCAAGUGAGAAAGAAAUUAAGCGAAAUUUUGGAGCACAAGUAUGAAGUGAAGAGAGAUGAAAAUGUACCAGAUUGUUUAACUAUACCUGUAAAAAAAUUAUAUCCCAGUUUUGAAAACAUUACUGAAUUCAUUGUGGUGGAUCGACUAUGUGGACAAGCUGUUUUGAGGGGAGCUCAUGUAUUUAGCCCUGGAGUUUUAGCAACAUCAAAGAAUAUUCGCGUAAACUCAGUAGUUGGCGUGUUGUGUGACGUACAAUCUCAGACCCUUAAGGGUUUUAAGUUUGAAAAAUCAAUCUCUGAAAUGCUUAGUAGUUCUUCCAAUAACAAUUUUAUUUAUAUUGGUAAUGGGAUUAUUAAAAUGGAAAGAGCCAACAUUUUCCAGACAAGAAAAGGCGUUGCCUUAGAAGUUACUCAGCCUCUCUUUGAGACGUGCCCCCUCAACGAUUUAUCACAGAAAUAUUAUCAUGAAUUUUUUGCGCAAAAUAUUUGCUCAAUGGUUGUUUCUCAUCUCCUAGAGCCACAAAGGGGAGACAAAAUACUGGACAUGUGUGCAGCUCCAGGUGGAAAGACAACUCACAUCGCCAAUCUCAUGCAAGAUGGUGAAUUAAUUUGUUGUGAUCGACAAAAAUCAAAAGUUGACAAGUUGAUCAAAUUACGGGAUCAGCUUGGGUUUCACAUGAUGAAACCUAUGGUAUUGGAUGGUACAAAAGCAACAAGAAGAAUACAAGAUUUAACUUCACUAGCUUCAAACGAUAUGGAUUCCCAAGACUUACAAAAGACAGAAAAUGCAUCACAAAAUUUCCUUGAAGAAGAAUAUUUUGAUAAGGUUCUUGUUGAUGCACCAUGUUCAGGUUUAGGACAACGGCCCUCUCUUUCUUUUAAUGAGUUUUCUCUGGAUUCCCUUAGAAAAACGGCAGAAUAUCAACGCAAACUUUUAUCGGAGGCUUUCAAAGUUCUGAAACCCGGAGGUGUGCUUGUAUACUCAACAUGUACAAUUAAUCCAAUGGAAAAUGAGGAAAAUGUCAUGUGGCUUUUGAAUCAAUACCAAUCGAAAAUAGAAUUAGUAGAGCCCAACUUGAGGGCAUAUGCAAGUGAAGGAUUACCAAGUAUUAUCAAGGAUCCUUCCAUUCGAAGUAAGGUUCUUCGCUUUGAUCCAAUACGUACACCUCAAACGAUUGGUUUCUUUGCUGCCAAGUUCAUGAAAAAGAUGUUGUGA
Molecule: messenger RNA, 1497 nt
Organism: Naegleria fowleri
Lineage: Eukaryota; Heterolobosea; Eutetramitea; Acrasida; Naegleriidae
Exons: 4
Coding region: 1-1497 (498 amino acids)
Biological process (GO): RNA methylation
Molecular function (GO): methyltransferase activity; RNA binding
Source: RefSeq, a predicted model, not a curated record